AUGCCUCUUCCCGCCAGAACUUCAUCUUUUAGACGCGCUGCUUCUAUUGUAUUAUCAUCAGUAAUCAAUAAUAAUAGAUCACCAUCAUCAUCUUUAUCAUCCUAUCAAUGUAACAACAGCUUGAAGGGUUGUUCACAAUUGGUUGGAUCAUCAUCAAAUGUUAGAUUUUAUAAAUAUAAUUAUUCCCAAAUAUCUGCUGAAGAGAUCCGUAGAUUAUCUGAAGAGUCUUAUUCUAAUGGACGUUUGCCUUGGGUCACUGGAUUGUUGGGAGUUCUUGCUGGAUUCGGAUUAGGUUACUUACUUGCAGAAACAACAGAAGAACCAAAACUCAAAGAAGCAGGAAUUGAAAAGGUUGCUAAAGGCUCAUCAAAGAAUAUUGUUGAACUUUUUGAACAAUAUGCCGAUGUAGAUAUUGUUGAUCCAAAGACUGGACGUACUGAAAAGAUGAUGAGUCUUGAAGCAUUUAUCAAUUCAUUGCUCACUUCUAGACCUGAUGCUCCUUCUUGGGUUGCUCUUCCAAGAAGAGAUGGAAAAUUACUUGUUGACAAGAAGAGAGCCAAUGAUGAACAAUUGAAACUCAUUUUCGACUAUGCUGAUACUGAUAAGAAUGGAUAUAUUAGUUUUGAUGAAUAUGCAUUGUUCAUGACCUUCUUGUCAUGUUCUGAACGUCAAUUACAAAUUGCUUUCCAAUGUUUUGAUUUGGAUGGAUCAGGUAGUAUUGAAGCAUCAGAAUUCAAAGAAUUGAUCAAAGCUAGUCGUUUGAGAAAGAGUUCCAAGAAGGAUAUUUUGGAUGAUAUUGACUGGAAUAAUAAUGGAUUAAUGAAUCGUUUGUUCGGAAAAGAUUUGAGUCAAAAGUUAUCAUUCGAAGAAUUUAACAAGUUUAUUCACAAGUGUAAAAGUGCUCUCUUAAAGCAAGAAUUUUUACAAUAUGAUGUUGAAGGAAAUGGUUUAAUAUCUGUUGAAGCCUUCUCUGAGCUCAUGACAAAGAGUGUACAUUACAACUCUACUAAUAUUAGUGAUUUCAAGAGACAAUUGAAUUUGUUGAAAACUAGAGGAUUUUUCGCCCCAACUGGACGUAUUGAUUAUGAUACCUUCAAGGCAUUCAAUGAUAUGGCUAGUCACAGUGAAGAUAUUGGUAUUGCUAUCCAAUUGAUCACAUCAUCAAGAGGUGGUAUGAAGAAGCAAGAUUUCAAAUUUGCCCUUGAAAGAGUGGCAAAGAUUAAGGUUAAUGACAGAGUUGUUGAUUUGGUCUAUGCUAUCUAUGAUAAGGAUAAGGAUGGCGUUUUGGAAUAUGAUGAAUUCAUGAGCACCAUGAAAGCCAGAAAGGAAAAGAUGUAA
This is a messenger RNA of Naegleria gruberi, 1338 nucleotides long. RefSeq lists its product as uncharacterized. Gene Ontology annotation, biological process: calcium import into the mitochondrion; mitochondrial calcium ion homeostasis. The transcript has a single exon. The coding region runs from base 1 to 1338 and encodes 445 amino acids. Gene Ontology annotation, cellular component: uniplex complex. Gene Ontology annotation, molecular function: calcium ion binding. NCBI's taxonomy places the organism in Eukaryota, Heterolobosea, Eutetramitea, Acrasida, Naegleriidae. The record is from RefSeq and is a predicted model, not a curated record.